UUUUUUUUUUUUAUUCUUUGCUUACACUACCUACACUUAGCAUCCGUCUUCAACCUGCCGACGGCUAGGUUCUCUUCCCUCUGUUGUGGCCAGCUUAACAUGUUUUAUAGCUACCACGUACAAUAAUGAAGAGGAAGACGGCAGAAGAGGCUGGCAGCCUCGGUCUGCCUGAGCCCAAGAGGGGCCGUUCUGAAGACUCGAGUCCUAUCCAUGACGAUUAUAACUAUGAGUCGAGCCAGGCUGAAGACGAUCUUUCUGACGAGGAGUCGCAAUAUGCUCCGACCAUCCCAGCUGCAGCAAACCAUACUCCGCUAACCCCUCUAUCACCGUCGCGCAAGUUCCCCUCCGACCUCAAGACGAUCAGAUGUACAUUUCCAGAUUGCCUGAAGACAUUUAACCGGCCGGCUCGACUUGCUGCUCACUUGCGGUCUCACAACAAGGAACGGCCCUUCAAGUGUACCGUCCCUGGCUGCGACAAAGACUACAUCGAGGAGAAGCAUCUCAGGCAGCACAUCAAGGGUUCUCACACCAGCGUGAGGGACCAUAUCUGCACUCAACCCAACUGUGGCAAGAGCUUCAUGACCGCAACCCGUCUCAGACGACAUCAGGCUGUCCAUGAAGGCGAGGAGCGAUUCCGGUGCCGAGACUACCCUCCUUGUGACCAGUCCUUCCGCAAGCAUCAGACACUUCAACGCCAUAUCCGUUCUGAGCAUCUUCGCCUGGCCCCCUUUCCUUGCGACUUUAAGCAAGGCGCAUCUGGAACACCUUGCGGCGAGGGAUUCGAUAGUGCUGGCGCACUAAGGAGACACCAAGAACGGGAGCAUGGCGAACUUCGCUUCUGGUGCGAAGAAUGUAACCCACACCAGAACGGCAGCAAUCAGCAACAGCAGAGGGUAGGAUUCGCUACCAUGGUCCAGCUACAGGCCCACAUAAAACAGGCCCAUGUCAAUUGUAUGUUCUGUGGGCUGGUAUGUGACGGCAGAGCAGGUCUUGAACAACACAUCGAGUCACAACACGCGAACCCACAAAGGCAAAGUCUUGAGGAGCGGAAGACUGUCCGAUGCACCUGGCCGGGCUGUACUAAGAUGUUCACAAAGAAGUCGAACCUGAACAUGCACGUGCGAAGCUUCCACAAUUGCCUCCGCUUUGUCUGCGGAGAAGUUGACUUAGGCGGCACAGCAGAUCUGGUUUUGUGGCAGCAGUCCGAGGGCUGCGGGGAGAGCUUCUCCACCAAGGCCAGCUUGGAGAACCAUGUCCGAUACGUACAUAUGAAGCUCGAGCGGCCGGGGCAAGUCCAGGGGGCCUCGCCCAAACCCCGCCCCGCACCCGAUGUCAUGAGGGAUCUGACGGGCGUGGGCGAAAAGUCCAGGCGCACGCUCGCCUGCACGAUGUCUGGCUGCAAGGCUAAGUUCGUCCACGGCGGCGAGCUCGAGGCUCACCUACGGAGCCAGCACACCGUCGAGCAGGCGCUCCUGGAGCAGGUCGGAGCCGCGCCAGUGCCGGACCCGAUGCUGCCGGAGCUGCCGGCGGAAUUCGACGCCAUGAUUCCGGCAACGACGGCGACGACGACGGGCUGGGAGGGCAGUUACGGCGACAACGGCGAGUUCUGGAUCGGAGCCGACACCGCCGGUACGGGAGCUCUGGGCGCGGCAGGGCCCGGAGACGACGAAGAGGAGUGGACCCGGGACGAGGCGGAGAUGAAGCAGCUCAUCGAGCCUAAUGAGCUCGAGGGGCUCAUCGAUCCGGCACUCACCGGAUUUCAGUAAUGGACGGCGGAACAUAAUAGGUAGACAAAAGCUGCGAUACCCCUUUGCUUUAGAUAUGCUUGAGACGAGACGAUAAGAGCUUUUUAAAAAAAAUUCUUUUUCACGAAGGGAAACCGGAUGUGUUGCAUAUGUAAAUAUAGUAGUAGGGUAUAUUCAGGGCGGCUAAGGGUUAGGAUUUCACGGCGUCGUCGUGUACUCUGCUGUACCCUGCGAAUACGAUACAAUACGUGCCGUUUACG
Molecule: messenger RNA, 2005 nt
Organism: Durotheca rogersii
Lineage: Eukaryota; Fungi; Ascomycota; Sordariomycetes; Xylariales; Xylariaceae
Exons: 2
Coding region: 126-1766 (546 amino acids)
Biological process (GO): regulation of transcription by RNA polymerase II
Cellular component (GO): nucleus
Source: RefSeq, a predicted model, not a curated record